Messenger RNA from Pan troglodytes (chimpanzee), 893 nucleotides. Its product is annotated as guanine nucleotide exchange factor subunit RIC1. Lineage: Eukaryota; Metazoa; Chordata; Mammalia; Primates; Hominidae. The record is from RefSeq and is a predicted model, not a curated record. The transcript has a single exon. Bases 104 to 832 code for a protein of 242 amino acids.
GUCUCCAUAUGCCCAUUUAGGGAUUCAUUUAAGGUCCGGCAGACUUGCUCCUCAGGAAUACUUCACCAUCACUUGCUUUGUAUUACUAUAUGGAUUGAAAGUAAUGCAGCUGCCAUUAACAAAAUGUGUGUAUGCUCCAUCCAUCCAUCCACCCAUUCACCCAUCUACCUAUCCACCCAUCGACAUAUCUACCCAUACAUCCACCCACACACCCAUUCAUCCACCCAUCCAACUGUCCAUUCAUCCAUCCAUCCACAUACCCAUCCACCUAUCCAUCUACCCAUUCACCCAUCUACUCAUCCACUCAUCUGCCCAUCCAUCCAUCCAUCCUCAUACACAUCCACCUAUCCAUCUACCCAUUCACCCAUCUACUCAUCCACUCAUCUGCCCAUCCAUCCACCCAUCCGUCUACCUACCCACCCAUCUGUCAUCCACCCAUCCAUUCAUCCAUCCAUCCAUCCAUCCGCUCAUCUAUAUAUCUACCCAUCUAUCCACCCAUUCACCCAUCCACCCACCUAUCCACCCAUCCAUCUAUCUGCCCAUCCACCCAUCCAUAUAUCUCCCCAUCCAUCCACCCAUUCACCCAUCCAUCCACCUAUCCACCCAUCCAUUCAUCCAUCCAUCUAUCCAUCCAUCUACCCAUCCACCCAUCCAUAUAUCUACCCAUCCGUCUACCCAUGCAGCUAGCACCUACCCAUCCACCUAUCCACCCAUCCAUUCAUCCAUCCAUAUACCCAUCUACCCAUUCGUCUACCCAUCCACCUAUCCAUGCACCCAUUCACCCAUCCCCCAUCCAUCCACCCAUUUAUCUAUUCAUCCAUCUAUUCAUUAACCUAUCCACCCACCCAUCUACCCAUCUAUCCAUCCAUCCACCCACCCACCCACCCACGCAG